Molecule: messenger RNA, 2329 nt
Organism: Juglans regia (Persian walnut)
Lineage: Eukaryota; Viridiplantae; Streptophyta; Magnoliopsida; Fagales; Juglandaceae
Product: transcription factor MYB124-like
Exons: 12
Coding region: 279-1721 (480 amino acids)
Biological process (GO): regulation of DNA-templated transcription
Cellular component (GO): nucleus
Molecular function (GO): DNA-binding transcription factor activity, RNA polymerase II-specific; RNA polymerase II cis-regulatory region sequence-specific DNA binding
Source: RefSeq, a predicted model, not a curated record
UGGUGUAUAUAGCUUUUGAGUGAGCGUUGUGAUUGUGCUUACGGUUCCGUUUGAACCAAACAGUAUCCGUAAAGAUAAGAAAGGGAAGAAGAAAGAAAGAGAGAGGGAAACGGUGGUACCUUUUUGCGAUUUUCUUUGUGGGGGUUUUUUAAUUUUUUGAAAAAGAAAUUAAUGGUAUAUUACUGUGACGCCAAAAAGGAUUUGGCUUUGGCAUGCAAGUUGGGUUACAAUAAAGAGGAAGGGAGAGCGUCCGAGGAAGAAAGCAGAGCCACUAAACAAUGCAAGAGAUGAAUAAGAAAACAAAGAAGCCGCUGGCAAACGAAGAUUCCAAGAAGAAGGAGCGCCACAUUGUUACGUGGACUCAAGAGGAGGAUGAUAUACUCCGCGAGCAAAUUAGCCUUCAUGGAACGGAAAACAGUUGGGCGAUUAUUGCAUCCAAAUUCGGGGAUAAAACAACGAGGCAGUGCAGAAGAAGGUGGUACACAUACUUGAAUUCUGAUUUCAAGAAAGGGGGUUGGUCGCCGGAGGAAGACAUCCUCUUAUGCGAGGCUCAAAAGAUAUUUGGUAACAGAUGGACAGAAAUAGCGAAGGUGGUUUCAGGCAGAACGGAUAAUGCUGUGAAAAACCGUUUCUCCACCCUGUGCAAGAAGAGAGCAAAGUAUGAAGCCCUAGCAAAAGAGAAUGCUUGUUCAUAUAUCAAUUCAAACAACAAGAGGGUUAUACCCCAAAAUGGGUUCAACACAGAUGGAGUUUCAGAGACUGCAGCACCUAUAAAGAAGAUGAGGAGGACCUACAUCCCUGAUCUCACAGAAAAUUACAACUUAAGAGACAGAUCACAUAAACAAUGUGGAACGACGAAUCAGGAGCUGAGACCUCCUUUUGCUGUGCUGGUUCAGAACAUCCGCAAUGUUAAUAACUUGCCAGCAGAACAUCAAGUCAACAAUGCCAAGGAUGCAGAUCAGAAUGACAAGAUUCAGAGUACAUUUCUCAAAAAAGAUGACCCAAAGAUAAUCGCUUUGAUGCAACAAGCAGAAUUGCUCAGCUCACUUGCUCUAAAAGUUAAUACAGAGAAUACAGACCAUAGUUUUGAAAAUGCUUGGAAGGUUCUUCAAGAUUUCCUGAAUAGAAGUAAAGAAAGUGACAUCCUCAAUUAUAGAAUCCCCGAUAUUGAUCUUCAUCUUGAAGACAUCAAAGAUUUGGUAGAGGACUUGAGGAGUAGUGAUGAGGAAAGCCAACCAUCGUGGAGGGAACCUGAUCUGUAUGAGGAGUCUCCUGGCAGCUCUGAAUACAGUACAGGAUCGACUCUUCUGUCACAUGCGGCCGAAAACAAAAUGGAACAACCACAAGCUGACAUAGGUUCACUGCAUCAGGAUAUCACUAGGUCGCAAUCAAUUCAUAUUGGAGAACAAAAGGAUGUUGGUGAAUGCCAAAAGGGGAUGAUUUCUGAUGCAACCACAAAGCAAGGGAUUUUCAUGUCUUGUGAUGAACGACCAAUUAAUGACGGAGUUGUUUCUGCCUCAUCAAUUACAGAGUUUGGUUCCCCUCUCCAAGUAACCCCACUAUUCAGAUCAUUAGCAGCAGGAAUCCCCAGCCCAAAAUUUUCAGAAAGUGAAAGGAGCUUCCUACUAAAAACACUUGGAAUGGAGUCCCCUUGCCCCGACCCAAGUACCAAUCCUUCACAACCACCAUCCUGCAAAAGAGCCCUCCUCCAUAGUUUAUAAUCAGCAUCUCUAAUAUACCUCCCAAUAGAAAUUCUACAUGGUCCAGGUCCAUUGUUGAGUUCUUGCCUUCUCAUUUGAUUUCAGUUUCCUAGGAUUGCAGCCAUUUCGGCCUUGAAUUUUACAUAGGCAUGUUGAGACCUGCAUUCCAAAACCCCCAGAUCUAGAAUGUUAUGGCGCAUUCUGCCAUUCCCCAACACAUCUAACGUGUUCUGCAUUUUUUGUUCCCCACCAGAUUUACUACCUUGAUAUACUCACAUAAACCCAGUGUGCUCGGUGUGCCAUUUUUUUGUUUUUUCUUCUCGUUUUAUAUGGUUUUGGGUGUUCCAGUUUUUGGUCUUGAUUUAUGAUCUGUACAGAACCUGUUAUAUAAUCCUUAGUCAUUGAGGGUGUAAGUAUAUAUCGGCAGCUCGCCUAUAUAUGAUGAAAGAUAUAGAGGAAAAAAGAAAGGAAGAUUAACCAGUUGAAAUGGAUUCCCUUUUUGUUGUUUUUGGGUGUGCAAAGGGUAUAGAAUAAGGCUUUAUUUUUUUUUUCUUUGUAAUUUUUUCACCUGAUUUCUGAUGUAAUGAAACUUAGUGUGAAUGGAUUGGAAAUUCUGGUUUUGGUGUGCA